AGUCCAUUCGCUCCAUUCCGUUCUUCCAUUUUCUUUCUUCCACAGAGUUACAGAGAGAGAGAGAGAGAGAGAGAGAGAGAGAGAGAGAGAGAGAGAGCUUCGUUCACAAUGGGAGUCUCCUUCCUCUCGUCCCUGACUUCCUUUCCUACUCUCGUUCCUCCUCAAUCCGCCCUCUCCUCCGCCACUGCAUUUUCUCCUCCUUCGCACAUUGUCAGAGUUCGUUGUGCUCAGAUCAAAACGGAUGCUAACAAUGAGGAUCGGCAGUUUAGUAGAAGAGAUGUUCUUCAAGGUUUUGGUGGUACUCUUGCCCUGGGAUUAAUGGUGAACUCUGACCUAAUGGUGGAGCCGGCUUAUGCUGCUGAUUUAAUACAGCGCAGACAGCGAUCUGAAUUUUUAUCAAGUAUCAAGGGGACCUUUUAUACGGCUAUUAAGAAAAGUCCGGACAUUGUACCCUCGCUUUUAACAUUGGCACUAAAUGAUGCUGUGACUUAUGACAAGGCUACUAAAUCUGGAGGGCCAAAUGGAUCCAUCCGCUUCAGUUCAGAGAUUUCCAGACCUGAAAAUGAGAAUCUUUCUGCUGCCCUGAGUUUAUUAGAAGAAGCCAAGAAGGAGAUAGAUUCAUACUCAAAGGGUGGACCCAUUUCCUACGCAGAUCUUAUUCAAUUCGCAGCACAAAGUGCCGUUAAAUCCACCUUUCUAGCUGCUGCCAUCAGAAAAUGUGGCGGGAAUGAAGAAAAGGGAAAUUUGUUAUAUACUGCGUAUGGUUCCAACGGGCAGUGGGGCUUGUUCGAUAGGCAAUUUGGAAGAUCAGAUGCUGAAGCGCCUGAUCCAGAGGGAAGGGUUCCCAUCUGGGGGAAAGCUAGCGUGCAGGAAAUGAAAGAAAAGUUCUCUGCUAUUGGAUUUGGUCCACGACAGCUAGCUGUGCUGUCUGCAUUUUUGGGUCCUGAUCAGGCAGCAACCGAAGAAUUUUUAGCCUCAGAUCCAGAUGUUCUUCCAUGGGUUCAAAAAUAUCAACGAAGCCGUGAAACAGUAUCUCAGACUGAUUAUGAGGUCGAUCUAAUAACUACUUUGACAAAGAUAAGUAGCUUGGGACAGCAGAUAAAUUACGAAGCUUACACCUACCCAGUUAAGAAAGUUGAUUUGAGCAAACUCAAGUUAUAGUGAGUUUUGAACGGAUGUUAUACUCUUAAGGAUUUGGUCCACAACAGGUAUGUUCUCUACUUAGCGAAGUCCAUUUUAAUAGCAUGUCUUUGAGACCAAGGUCGCCCUGGUUUUUCGAGUUCAAGAUAGAAUUAUCAAUUUUUAAGAUGGUAAUUAGUAUUUUUUAAUAGA
Molecule: messenger RNA, 1332 nt
Organism: Cucurbita moschata (crookneck pumpkin)
Lineage: Eukaryota; Viridiplantae; Streptophyta; Magnoliopsida; Cucurbitales; Cucurbitaceae
Product: thylakoid lumenal 29 kDa protein, chloroplastic
Exons: 11
Coding region: 109-1161 (350 amino acids)
Biological process (GO): hydrogen peroxide catabolic process; cellular response to oxidative stress; response to reactive oxygen species
Cellular component (GO): chloroplast thylakoid membrane
Molecular function (GO): heme binding; peroxidase activity
Source: RefSeq, a predicted model, not a curated record